Dichotomopilus funicola is the source of this 2577-nucleotide messenger RNA. RefSeq lists its product as uncharacterized. NCBI's taxonomy places the organism in Eukaryota, Fungi, Ascomycota, Sordariomycetes, Sordariales, Chaetomiaceae. The transcript has 7 exons. The coding region runs from base 1 to 2577 and encodes 858 amino acids. The record is from RefSeq and is a predicted model, not a curated record. Gene Ontology annotation, cellular component: ERMES complex; endoplasmic reticulum; membrane. Gene Ontology annotation, molecular function: 1-acylglycerophosphocholine O-acyltransferase activity; lipid binding; 1-acylglycerol-3-phosphate O-acyltransferase activity. Gene Ontology annotation, biological process: mitochondrion organization; glycerophospholipid biosynthetic process; lipid modification.
AUGGCGCCGGAUGCCUGUCCCGCAGCCCCGGGGCCGACACUGUCCUUCACCCAGGGCUUCAUCUUCGGGCAGAUCUCCAUCGUCAUCCUGCUCGGCAUAUUCAUCAAAUUCUUCAUUUUUGGCGACCCACCCUCUCCCGAUGCUACCGCUACGAUACGAGCGACUGAGCGACGGUCGCGCACACUUGCCCACAAGAAAUCACUGUUGAGCCUGCGGGAAUCGAACACCCGACCAGCGGGCCAACAAGCAACCCUUACCAAGAAGAAAUCAAGCAUCCUCCGCCCCAGCCCGCCGACCCUGACGAUUGGCUCUAUCCUCGACAAGACAUACUACAAGGUCGACAGUCAUCAGCCCGAAAGUCUGGACUGGUUCAAUGUGUUGGUGGCCCAGACGAUCGCGCAGUUUCGGAGUGACGCCCAACACGACGAUGCAAUCCUCACAUCGCUCACAAAAGCCCUCAAUGGAACCUCACGUCCCGACUUUGUGGACGAGAUUCGCGUCACGGAGCUGAGCUUGGGGGAAGAUUUCCCCAUCUUCAGCAACUGCCGCGUUAUGCCGGUGGACGAAGAUGGCCUCAGCUUCCAGCCGGGCAAGGCCUUUGAUGCGAACAUGGCCACCCGAGAAGGGGCGCGGUUGCAGGCGCGGAUGGAUGUAGAUUUGAGUGACUUGAUCACAUUGGCCGUGGAGACCAAAUUGCUUCUCAACUAUCCAAAGCGCCUCAGUGCGGUUCUGCCCGUAGCCUUGGCUGUGUCAGUUGUGCGUUUCAGCGGCACGCUGUCCAUCUCGUUUGUUCCGAGCAACCCGUCUGAGAAUACGCCAACAAAGAUGACAUUCACCUUCCUUGACGACUACCGGUUGGACUUUUCCAUCCGCAGCUUGAUGGGCAGCCGUUCCAGGCUGCAAGACGUACCCAAAAUUGCGCAGCUGGUCGAGUCGCGCCUCCAUCGCUGCCCUUUUAAACUGAUCUUUUCCAUCCUCAUAUCCUACCCGCUUGCUGGUCUACUGAAGCGUGUUCCUGACGCGCGCCCUGCGUACAAGAACCUGUUUUCGCUUAGUAUUUCGAUAUUCUUCCUUGUUGGACUAUUCGACCUUUGGGAUGGCAUACAGACGUUGGUCAUAUCCGCAGGUGGCGCUUAUGCCAUCGCUAAGUUCCUGCGCGGCUCCGUGUACAUGCCGUGGGUUGGCUUCGUCUUCUUGAUGGGACAUAUGAGCGUAAACCAUAUCGCGCGCCAGGCCGCGAAUAGCCCGCGCUCGGUCGACAUCACAGGAGCCCAGAUGGUGUUGGUCAUGAAACUGACGGCCUUUUGUUGGAACGUGGCAGAUGGCUUGUUGCCCGAGGCUGAGUUGUCCGAUAUUCAAAAGAACCGCCGUUUGACAGAGUUGCCGGACCUACUCGACUACGCCGGCUUUGUGUUCUUUUUCCCUAGCCUGCUAACCGGUCCCGCUUUCGACUUUGCUGAGUACCGUCGAUGGCUGGAUACUACCAUGUUCGAGGUGCCCUCCAAUGUCGACCCGGCUAAGAAACCGCCUACCCGCCGCAAGCGCAAGAUCCCACGAAGCGGCACACCGGCCAUGAUCGGCCUUGUGACUGCUCUAGCUUGGAUCUUUGCGUUCCUCAAGCUGUCUGCCUAUUUCAGUCACGAGAUUCUACUCGAAGACAGCUUCUUGCAAUACGGGUUCCUCCACCGUCUGUUCCUCCUGCACAUGGUCGGCUUUACCGCCCGCACUAAAUACUACGGUGUCUGGACGUUGUCCGAAGGCGCCUGCAUCCUCGCCGGGCUGGGCUAUAACGGAGUCGAUCCCCUGACGGGUAAGGUCUCCUGGGACCGUCUCCGGAACAUCGACCCCUGGGGUGUCGAGUUUGCACAGAAUACGCGAGGCUACCUGGAAGGGUGGAACAUCAACACCAACAAGUGGCUACGCAACUACGUCUACCUGCGCGUCACGCCACGGGGUAAAAAGCCUGGCUUCCGCGCCAGCCUCGCGACCUUCACCACAUCCGCCUUUUGGCACGGGUUUCACCCGGGUUACUACCUCUCGUUUGUUCUAGCUUCGUUUAUCCAAACUGUCGCCAAGAACAUGCGCCGCAACUUCCGCCCAUUCUUCAUCGACCCAAAGACCGGCGCUAGCCUGCCGACCAAGAAGUACUACGACGUCCUCUCCUGGCUCACCACGCAGCUCACCUUCUCCUUCGCCGUGGCUCCCUUCCUCAUCCUAUCCUUCUCCGACUCCAUCCAGGUCUGGAGCCGCGUCUACUUCUACGCCAUCAUCGGCACCGCCGGCCUGAUAGCCUUCUUUGCGUCCCCCGCCAAGGCCUUCCUUAAGAAGAAAAUCGAGAAGCGGAAUCUCAAGGCUGGCGUCGCUCCGAAAGGUGCUGCUCCUGCCUCUGGUGCGGCUGCUGCGGCUGCUGCUAAAGGCGACAAGCUCAGCCGGACGACGAGUUCGGAUAGCCUGGCGUCGCAGACGCCUGUUUUGGGCGUUACGCAGGAUUUGGGUAAGGAGUUGGAUGAUGCGAUGAGUGAGAUUCGGGCUUUUGAAGCGAGCCAGGGCUGGGAGAACCUGAAGAAGAAGGAAUGA